Messenger RNA from Daucus carota subsp. sativus, 1636 nucleotides. Its product is annotated as probable auxin efflux carrier component 8. Bases 118 to 1260 code for a protein of 380 amino acids. Gene Ontology annotation, biological process: transmembrane transport. The transcript has 6 exons. Gene Ontology annotation, cellular component: membrane. Lineage: Eukaryota; Viridiplantae; Streptophyta; Magnoliopsida; Apiales; Apiaceae. The record is from RefSeq and is a predicted model, not a curated record.
GCAUCAAGAAACAAAUAUUGUAUUGGUGAAGUUAAGAAAGCAAAAUUAAGCCAAAGCAAGAAUUCCCCACCUUUCCUUUUAGUAUAUAUAAACAUCUAGAGCUUAAAGAACAGUCCUAUGAUCUAUUUCAUUAAGCUAUAUAGAGGGGGGAAAUAUAUUCAUCUGCCAAGCUCAAAUUCGUAUCCGAAUGCCAUGAUUUCUCUUUACCAAGUCUAUCAAGUGGUUGCAGCCACAGUACCAUUAUACGUGGCGAUGAUCCUAGCCUACAUUUCUGUGAAAUGGUGGAAACUGUUUACACCAGAUCAAUGCUCAGGCAUCAACAAAUUUGUUGCCAAAUUCUCAAUUCCUCUAUUGUCUUUCCAGUUGAUCGCUUCAAGCAAUCCGUACAAGAUGAACUUGAGGUUAGUAGGUGCUGAUGUUCUUCAAAAAAUCCUAGCAUUUCUUGUGUUAGCAGUAGUGAUAAAAUGGAGCUCUAGAGGAAACCUCAAGUGGAUGAUAACUGGCAUUUCUUUGUCAACAUUGCCUAAUACAUUGAUUCUCGGAAUUCCAUUAAUAAAAGCCAUGUAUGGGAAUGAAGCUGCUGGGCUUCUUGUCCAGAUUGUUGUGCUGCAGAGCUUUAUUUGGUAUAACAUACUAUUGUUUCUGUUCGAGCUCAGUGCCACGAGAGAAGCCUAUGUCACGCCAUCUCCUGAAGUUGCAGAAGAGCUGGAGGCAGCCCGAGAAGAAGAAGAAGAAGAGACAGAAGGGAAAAAGAGAAGUCCGAGCAAAAAUGUACUGCCACUAGUGCUUUUAACAGUAGGGAAGAAGCUUAUAAGCAAUCCAAACACUCAUGCAUGUUUAGCUGGCCUCAUUUGGGCAUUAAUAAAGUUCAGGUGGGGAUUACAUUUGCCAAAGAUUGCUGAUAAAUCAGUCACUAUAUUGUCAGAUGGAGGACUUGGAAUGGCAAUGUUCAGCCUUGGGUUGUUCAUGGCAUCUCGAGCUGGAAUCAAAUCAAGUGAGAUACGAAGGGUCGUGUUGGCCUUAUCAUUGAAGUUCUUGGCAGGACCUGCUAUAAUGAUAGCUUCCUCCUACGCUAUUGGACUAAGGGGAACUGUGCUUAAAAUGGCUAUUGUCCAGGCAUCUCUUCCCCAGGGAAUAGUCCCAUUUGUAUUCGCCAAAGAGUAUAAUGUGCAUCCAGACAUAUUGAGCAUCGGGGUCAUAUACGGGUUGCUGUUGGCAUUGCCUGUUGCAUUGGCCUACUACUUUCUGUUGGAUUUAUGAGGCAUGCUAGCUGGUGAAGAAGAUCGGAUUUGCUGAUCAGUUAAUCACACAAGUCCCUAAUUCAACUGACUUCUAAAUAGAGCCUGAGACGAGUAGUACUAACUCAUAUGCACACAUUUUUUUUGUCUUACUGCGAGCUAGCUUCCCCAGACCUUAUGUUUUUAAUACAGUAUUACGACUAUUUAGCAAGUAAUAUGAUGCACUUUGGUGACCAUACAGUCUUGUUCAACCAAAUGCACAGCAAUUGAAAAUUUAUUGUACAUCAGUCGCUUGUAUAACCCUGUAUUUGGUGUUUAUGAAAUAAAUAGUGUUGCACAUUGUGAAAAGUCUUUAUUCUUGAAUUUUGAUCUCCAGUUAUUUAUCACCUUCAAAGAAC